CAUAACGCCAUUUUGACUUCAUUGAUCGGCUACCGAGAAAAAGCUUCCAACAACAUUGGAAUCCAUGCGAACCUGUUUCUUUGCUUUUGGGGUAGGGGCGAUGGAGAGAGUUAUGAGUGAGUUUUCCUGGCAGUGCAAUGGCUCGUAUUCAGACAUGAAUGCUGCACAUAGAGGAGGCUUACUCCGCAUAAUAUGGAGAAACUAUAGAUUCCGCCCACAGAUCAGUAUGGGUCGCGCGCAUGGGAGCGACUCUGGUACUACCACCAGCGACCUCAUUCGUCUCUCAAUGUUGAUGCUGGGACGAACCUUGCCAUAGACGAUUCAAUUGGUUUUAGCUGUGGCUGCUGCCGCGAUCGAACCGGCAUGUCAUAAGAC
Molecule: messenger RNA, 375 nt
Organism: Aspergillus brunneoviolaceus CBS 621.78
Lineage: Eukaryota; Fungi; Ascomycota; Eurotiomycetes; Eurotiales; Aspergillaceae
Exons: 3
Coding region: 65-316 (83 amino acids)
Source: RefSeq, a predicted model, not a curated record